Messenger RNA from Acytostelium subglobosum LB1, 501 nucleotides. RefSeq lists its product as hypothetical. The record is from RefSeq and is a predicted model, not a curated record. Gene Ontology annotation, molecular function: protein binding. The annotation marks the transcript as partial. Lineage: Eukaryota; Evosea; Eumycetozoa; Acytosteliales; Acytosteliaceae. The transcript has 3 exons.
AUGCAUUUAACUGUAUUACCAGAAGAGUUACUUGUAACACUGUAUCAUUAUAUUGACAAUGUCAAAGAUUGGUAUAAUAUGGCAUUAGUAUCUAAACUAAUGAAUAGGAUUGGAAAUAGUGAAUUUAUUUGGAGAUUAUAUUGUUUGAACAAUUCAAUUACAAAUAAGGAGGAGACAAAGAGUUGGAAGGACUCUUACAUCGAGUCUGUCUCAAUGAUAUCAUUAACAUUCGACCUAAAGUUUAAUGGAUUCCAUUUCGCAAGUUCACAAACAGUCAGAUUGACUAUAUGUAGAUAUACUCCAUUCAAUAAUAUUUCAAAGGAGUUGACAAAGCAUUAUGGUAUAUGUACACAUACUAGUGAGAUGCAGUGUGAGGAUCACUGUACUCAAUGGCCAAGAUAUAUACUAUGUCGCAAAGGAAUGAUAAGCGAUAGAUCUAGAUCACCAAUAGAUAUUGGUCUAGUCGAUGGUGAUCGUAUAAGAUUAUCAAACUUCUACAUA